This is a messenger RNA of Hyaena hyaena (striped hyena), 1207 nucleotides long. It is a transcript of the gene DHRSX, whose product is annotated as dehydrogenase/reductase X-linked. The coding region runs from base 1 to 960 and encodes 319 amino acids. The record is from RefSeq and is a predicted model, not a curated record. Gene Ontology annotation, molecular function: oxidoreductase activity. The transcript has 7 exons. NCBI's taxonomy places the organism in Eukaryota, Metazoa, Chordata, Mammalia, Carnivora, Hyaenidae.
AUGGGGCCCGAGGGCUGCAGUGGGCUCGUCCUCGAUGCUGGGACCCCGGAGCUCAUCACCGUUUUUCCCCCACAACCGGACCGCGUUGCUAUAGUGACCGGAGGCACGGACGGCAUCGGCUACGCUACGUCGAGGCAGCUGGCCAGGCUCCGCAUGCACGUGAUCAUAGCUGGAAACAAUCACAGCAAAGCGCAAGAUGUCGUGAGGAGAAUCAAAGAGGAGACGUCGAACGACAAAGUGGAGUUUUUAUACUGUGAUCUGGCGUCCAUGAGGUCCAUCCGGCAGUUUGUCCAGAAUUUCAAGAAGAAGAAAAUCCCUCUCCACGUCUUGGUCAAUAACGCCGGGGUGAUGAUGGUCCCGCAGAGGAAAACCAAGGACGGAUUUGAGGAGCAUUUCGGGGUUAACUACCUGGGCCACUUCCUGCUCACCAACCUCCUCCUGGACGACCUCAAGGCGUCUGGCUGUCCCAGCCGCAGCGCGAGAGUGGUGACCGUGUCCUCGGCCACGCAUUACGUGGGCGAGCUGCAUAUGGACGACCUUCAGGGCAGCCGCUCGUACUCCCCACACGGCGCCUACGCGCAAAGCAAGCUGGCCCUCGUGCUGUUCGCCUACCACCUGCAGAGGCUGCUGGCCGCCCGCGGGAGCCCCGUGACCGCCAACGUGGUGGACCCCGGGGUGGUCGACACGGACCUGUACAGACACGUCUUCUGGGGCACGCGUCUCGUCCAGAGGGUGCUUGGCUGGUGGGUAUUCAAGACCCCAGACGAGGGGGCCAGGACCUCCGUCUACGCAGCCGUCUCACCGGACCUGGAAGGAAUCGGCGGCCGCUACCUGUACAAUGAGAGGGAGACCAAGUCUCUGAGGGUCACGUAUGACCAAGAUCUGCAGAGACACCUGUGGGCCACGAGUUGUCAGAUGACCAGCAUCGCGGACGUGACUGCAGACACCCUCUGGGAGUAACUGCCACACUGGGGAGACCUUGCAUCGAGCCACCAAUCACAGGUCUGUGACGGGCGCCCGUGCCUGCAUUUUUCACACCUGCUGCCUUCAGGGCUCUGUCCCCAAAGGCCACCUGUCUGCGGUCCUGCCUUUGAGGGAAGUCAGGGGGCCAAAGAAACACUGGGUGUUUCCCAAACAGGGCCGGGAGCCAGGAAUUGUAUGCAGAUUUCUCCACGUGCCAGGAACAAUUAAAUGCUGCCUAACCCAA